This is a messenger RNA of Scaptodrosophila lebanonensis, 2595 nucleotides long. RefSeq names its product probable ATP-dependent RNA helicase DDX23. NCBI's taxonomy places the organism in Eukaryota, Metazoa, Arthropoda, Insecta, Diptera, Drosophilidae. Bases 19 to 2514 code for a protein of 831 amino acids. Gene Ontology annotation, cellular component: catalytic step 2 spliceosome. The record is from RefSeq and is a predicted model, not a curated record. The transcript is spliced from 2 exons. Gene Ontology annotation, molecular function: ATP binding; RNA binding; RNA helicase activity. Gene Ontology annotation, biological process: mRNA splicing, via spliceosome.
AUUUUCUGUUAAAAAGCAAUGGUAAACGAUAAAAAGCGACGCUCCCGUUCACGGGAGCGGUAUAGAGAUGACCGCAUGGUUGAUCGGGAGCGGGAGAGACAAAGGGAUCGGGAGCGCCCAAAUCCAAGAGACAGAGAACGUGAACGAGACAGAAUGGAAAGGGAACGAGACAAGGACCGGCGUCAGCGGCGUUCACGCUCGCGUGAAGAUCGUUAUCAACGUGGCCGCUCCCCUGAGCGCCAGCGUCCACGGGAAAACAACGUACGAGAACGUUCGCGAGAGCGCGGACCUCGAGGCGCAGGAGAACCGGAGAAGAAGUCUAAACAGGAGGGAAUGGCAGGCGGGUCAGUGACCAAGUCAAAAUUGGAGGCCGGCGGAAUUGUGCCACUCAUUGUGGAUGAUGAUGAACUGGAUCAAAAGGGAAACGCAAAACAAAAGAAAGAGCCGCUCUCGCUGGAAGAGCUACUGGAUAAGAAGAAGCGGGAGGAGGAUGCACGCAGCAAGCCAGUCUUUUUGACCAAGGAGCAACGAGCGGCCGAGGCGCUAAAGCGUCGUCAGGAGGAGGUGGAUCGCAUACGUGCGGCCCAAGAUGUUGCGCGUGCGCAAAUGUCACAGUCUGGCAGCGGUAGCAGCAGUAGCAGAGCAGGCGAUGUUGCAAUGGUGCCGGCUUCGACGGGUCCACCUGCAUCAAUGGGGCCGCCUGCGAAACCGGAUCGACGCGAGGACCGUCGCGAUCGUGAUCGGGACAGCAAGCGUGCCGAGGAUUUAACACAAAAGGAUAAGGAAAAGGAACUGGAGGCCAUUCGCGAACGUUACUUGGGCAUUGUCAAGAAGAAGCGUCGAGUCCGUCGUCUCAACGAUCGCAAAUUUGUAUUCGAUUGGGAUACUGGCGAGGACACAUCCAUAGAUUACAAUAAUCUAUACAAGGAGAGGCAUCAUGUGCAGUUCUUUGGACGCGGCAAUGUGGCCGGCAUCGAUAUCAAAGAGCAGAAGCGCACCCAAAGCAAAUUCUACGGAGAUUUGCUGGAAAAACGACGCACUGAGGCCGAGAAGGAGCAGGAGAAGGUGCGUCUAAAGAAAAUGAAACGCAAAGAGGACAAACAAAAAUGGGACGAUCGUCAUUGGUCCGAGAAGGACCACGAUGAGAUGACUGAACGCGAUUGGCGCAUAUUCCGUGAAGAUUAUAACAUAACCAUCAAGGGUGGCAAAAUACCCAAUCCCAUACGUUGCUGGAGUGAAUCGGGCUUUCCACCCGAAAUUAUCGAGAUCAUUGAUCGCGUGGGCUAUAAGGAACCCACACCCAUUCAGAGGCAGGCCAUACCAAUUGGUUUGCAAAAUCGUGACAUUAUCGGUGUCGCUGAAACAGGUUCCGGCAAAACCCUUGCCUUCCUUAUACCCCUGCUCUCGUGGAUUCAGUCGUUGCCCAAGAUCGAGCGACUCGAAGAUGUGGACCAGGGCCCAUAUGCUAUUAUUAUGGCACCAACGCGUGAAUUGGCACAGCAGAUUGAGGAAGAGACCACCAAAUUUGGUCAACCCCUGGGCAUACGUACUGUCGUCGUUGUGGGCGGUUUGUCGCGAGAGGAGCAGGGUUUCCGCCUCCGACUGGGCUGUGAAAUCGUCAUUGCCACGCCAGGUCGUUUAAUUGAUGUGCUGGAGAAUCGCUAUUUGGUGCUCAAUCAGUGUACCUACAUUGUGUUGGAUGAGGCUGAUCGCAUGAUAGACAUGGGCUUCGAGCCGGACGUGCAAAAGAUAUUGGAGUAUAUGCCCGUAACAAAUUUAAAACCGGACUCCGAAGAAGCCGAGGAUGAGAAGAAACUCAUGGAGAAUUUCUACUCCAAAAAGAAAUAUCGUCAGACGGUGAUGUUUACGGCAACUAUGCCGCCAGCCGUAGAACGUCUGGCGCGAUCCUAUCUGCGUCGUCCGGCCACCGUGUACAUUGGUUCCGUCGGCAAACCCACAGAGCGCACCGAGCAGAUCGUCUACAUGAUGGGCGAGAACGACAAACGCAAGAAGUUGAUGGAGAUAUUGUCUCGUGGCAUCGAACCACCAGUCAUUAUAUUCGUCAAUCAAAAGAAGGGUGCCGAUGUGCUGGCCAAGGGUCUGGAGAAAUUGGGUUACAAUUCGUGUACUCUGCACGGUGGCAAGGGUCAGGAGCAGCGUGAAUAUGCGCUGGCAUCUCUUAAAUCGGGCGCUAAAGAUAUACUGGUGGCCACCGAUGUGGCUGGUCGUGGUAUUGAUAUCAAGGAUGUAUCGCUGGUUAUUAACUAUGACAUGGCCAAGUCCAUCGAGGAUUAUACGCAUCGUAUUGGUCGUACGGGACGUGCAGGCAAAACCGGUAUGGCUAUUUCCUUUGUGACCAAGGACGACAGUGGCCUAUUCUAUGAUCUGAAACAAUGCGUCACGGCCAGUCCGGUGUCAGUUUGUCCGCCCGAGCUCAUGAAUCAUCCAGAGGCACAGCACAAGCCCGGCACAGUGGUGACCAAAAAACGACGAGAGGAGAAAAUAUUUGCUUAAGAAGUGAACCACAUAUUGGUGUAAACAGUAAAGUUGGUCAAAAAUAUAAAAUUACAUAUAAAUAAAAUCAUUUUUGCUUUA